Molecule: messenger RNA, 972 nt
Organism: Cuscuta campestris
Lineage: Eukaryota; Viridiplantae; Streptophyta; Magnoliopsida; Solanales; Convolvulaceae
Source: the annotation of a GenBank genome assembly
AAACUUUUCCCUUUUGCUGACAUGUCCACUUCUUUCUUCCUCCCUCCCUCCCUUAAAGACCGCAGACAGAGAGAGAGAGAAAUAAAAGCCACAAAAAAGUGUUAUGCUGUUCUCAUAUACGGAGUAGUAAUAAAAAGAAACAAAAGGCCAGCUCGGAAAUACUUGCCGGAAUGUCGGUAGCUAAUAAAGAUCCGGCGGCGGCGAUCAAGCUCUUCGGGAAGACCAUCGCUCUACCCCCCCGAGACGACGACGAGAACACGUCGUCAGCAGAAGAAGUUUGGGGGAGUCAGGAGGAGGAGGAGGAGGGCGGCGAAGGGAAAGAAACGCCGCCGUGUGAUAAAAGGAAGGCGCCGGGGGUGGGGGCCAGGCUUCCAUGCCCGCGGUGCAAAAGCAGGGUCACCAAGUUUUGCUACUACAACAACUACAACGUCAACCAGCCACGUCACUUCUGCAAGAACUGCCAGAGAUACUGGACCGCCGGAGGGACCACGAGGAACGUCCCCGUCGGUUCCGGCCGCCGCAAGAACAAAACCUCUUCCUCCUCCUCCUCCUCUUCUUAUUUCCUCCGCCGCAUUAUGUUCUCACCAGAUCACCAUCACCCCAAUAUUCACGCCGCCGCCUCAUCACCUUUCUACGGCGCCGUGUUUGGGCGCCCCCGUUGGCUCUCUGCUCCAAUUUCUCCCGCGGCGGCGUUGGGAACAAAUUACUGUACCAUUAUGGACACUGAUAAUUAAUUAAGUUUAAUCAUUGAUGAUCAUAAUAUCAACGUAACGUUAUGAGAAAUUUACCUAAAUAGAAUUAAAACAUAAUUACUUUCUUAAUAUAGGACCAUAUGUUUUUAUUUCCCAAUGUAGGACUUUUGGUCAUUAACAAGUAGUCAUUAUUCAAGUAAAUGUCCAUCAUUACUGGACAUUAUUCUUUUCACUAGGUCAUUAUUAAGUCCUAUUUAGAGAAUAAAAAAGUUUAAGUCCU